UGCACCCCACGUGGGGCCGUCGCUCUCCGAUAGGCAGAUGUGGCUGUAUUCCUUCCGAGUAAUGCGAUUGGACAGAUAGGCGCUUUCACGGCAGUUCAGCCCUGCUGCCUGUGUGUGGCAACCGGGGUAAGCUGGACAACUGGGGGAAAUGCGAGAUUGUGGAGAGUACCAUGUUACGCUUUUAAAGAACCUCUUCGAGUCGGAAGACAGAUUUUGGAGGCAUAUUUUUUCUCUCUCUUUUUGGGAUUAACCAGCCACAGAAGGCGCACAUUCCACGGAGGUUCGCGGCUGAAGAAUAAAGUAGUUUAAUCGAGCCCGACCGCACCAAAUUUUCUCCCAACUGCUGCCCCAGUCUGGCUGGGUGCGUUCCGGAGAGUGAGGAUGCUUUUCGAGAACCGCGUUCACAUUACGAGGGAUUAAACGCAUGAAUUAUAGCCUCUGUUUUUUCUACGGAAACAGAGGUCCGACGGACGGUUGGGGCGCACGUUCGGGAUUUUCUCGACCUCCCCUGCCCCCCCACUCCUGAGUCUACUGAGACUAGUGUGGCUGUGAGCACAUUUCAACCAUUUUGCCAAAGGACCUGCACACUGGAGAGAUAAACAAAGGAUACAUUUCAAGAUGUAUCCGCAAGGCCGACAUCCGGCUCCACAUCAACCCGGCCAACCUGGCUUCAAAUUCACUGUAGCGGAGUCUUGCGACAGAAUAAAAGAUGAAUUUCAGUUCCUGCAAGCACAGUAUCACAGUCUUAAGGUGGAGUAUGACAAACUGGCCAAUGAGAAGACAGAGAUGCAGCGCCACUAUGUCAUGUAUUACGAGAUGUCUUACGGGUUGAACAUAGAGAUGCACAAACAGACCGAGAUUGCCAAACGACUGAAUGCAAUUUUAGCUCAAAUUAUGCCUUUCCUGUCACAAGAGCACCAACAGCAGGUUGCUCAGGCAGUGGAGAGAGCUAAGCAGGUGACUAUGACCGAGCUGAAUGCCAUCAUCGGGGUACGUGGACUUCCCAAUCUGCCUCUCACACAGCAGCAAGCUGCCUACCCUGCUCUCAUGCAACAGCAACUCCAGGCACAGCAUCUCUCCCAUGCUGCUCAUGGGCCUCCAGUCCAGCUGCCACCCCACCCCUCGGGUCUGCAGCCACCUGGCAUCCCCCCUGUGUCAGGCUCUGGAUCAGGCCUACUGGCAUUAGGGGCACUGGGCAGCCAAGCUCACCUCCCAGUGAAGGAUGAGAAGAACCACCACGAUCUUGAACACAGAGAGAGCACGAAUAACUCAAUAUCUCCAUCAGAAAGUUUGCGAACAACCAGUGAGAAGCAUCGUAGCUCAUCCGACUACAGUUUGGACUCUAAAAAGCGCAAAGUAGAGGAGAAGGACAGCAUGAGCAGAUAUGACAGCGAUGGAGAGAAAAGCGAUGACUUGGUGGUAGAUGUUUCUAAUGAGGAUCCUGCCACUCCACGGGCAAGCCCAGCCCAUUCACCACCUGAAAAUGGCAUUGAUAAACCACGCCCACCUAAGAAGGACACACCCAACAGCCCUGCAUCAGUGGCAUCCUCUGGAAGCACCCCAUCCUCCAAGGCCAAGGAGCUCAGUCAUAAUGACAAAUCCUCCACGCCUGGUCUCAAAUCCAACACCCCCACUCCCCGUAACGAUGCCCCUACCCCUGGCACCAGCUCCACUCCUGGGCUCAGACCCAUUUUGGGCAAACCACCAGGCAUGGAGGCUCUUGCACCAGCUUUGCGUACCCCUCUACCUAUUGCGGGAUCCUAUCCUUCUCCCUUUGCCAUGAUGGGCCACCAUGAAAUGAAUGGAGGUCUGACGAGUCCCGGGGUGUAUGCUGGUCUACACAUCUCCCCCCAGAUGAGCGCUGCAGCAGCAGCAGCUUAUGGACGCUCCCCCAUGGGGUUUGAUCCUCACACCCACAUGAGAGCCCCGGGCCUUCCAGCCAGCCUCACAUCCAUUUCUGGUGGCAAACCAGCGUACUCCUUCCACGUCAGUGCAGAUGGCCAGAUGCAGCCUGUACCCUUCCCACCUGAUGCCCUCAUUGGCCCUGGUAUCCCACGCCACGCCCGUCAGAUCAACACACUGAGCCACGGUGAGGUGGUGUGUGCUGUUACCAUUAGCAACCCCACACGACAUGUCUACACUGGUGGCAAAGGCUGUGUCAAAAUCUGGGAUAUUAGCCAGCCCGGCAGCAAGAGUCCUGUGUCCCAACUGGACUGUCUGAACAGGGAUAACUACAUCCGCUCCUGUAAGCUGCUGCCUGAUGGUCGCACAUUGAUUGUUGGAGGCGAGGCCAGCACAUUAACCAUCUGGGAUCUGGCCUCUCAAACACCCCGCAUCAAGGCUGAACUCACCUCCUCAGCCCCAGCUUGCUACGCCUUGGCCAUCAGCCCCGAUGCCAAAGUCUGCUUUUCCUGCUGCAGUGAUGGAAACAUUGCCGUUUGGGACUUGCACAACCAGACUCUUGUUAGGCAGUUCCAGGGUCAUACAGAUGGUGCUAGCUGUAUUGACAUAUCCCACGAUGGCACUAAGUUGUGGACAGGUGGUCUUGAUAACACUGUUCGGUCUUGGGAUCUGAGAGAGGGUCGGCAGCUGCAGCAGCAUGAUUUCACUUCACAGAUCUUCUCUUUGGGCUACUGUCCGACUGGAGAGUGGCUUGCUGUGGGUAUGGAGAGCAGCAAUGUGGAAGUGCUUCACCAUUCAAAGCCUGACAAGUAUCAGCUCCACCUGCAUGAAAGUUGUGUCCUCUCCCUCAAGUUCGCCUACUGUGGUAAAUGGUUCGUAAGCACUGGGAAGGACAAUCUGUUGAAUGCUUGGAGGACUCCUUAUGGCGCCAGCAUAUUCCAGUCCAAGGAAUCUUCAUCUGUCCUGAGCUGUGACAUCUCAACAGACGACAAGUACAUUGUGACAGGCUCUGGUGACAAGAAGGCCACUGUGUAUGAAGUGAUCUAUUAGAGCAGACAGCUAUGGAUCGGAGCAUGUUUAUGCUCAGGAACAGUAGACUCUUCCUCCAUCUAUCUUCCCUCACACAGACAGCAUGGAUGUUGCCUGCAGCCCUGAGGUGGAUUGGCUGGAAGUUUGGCAGUGCCAGAUUGAAAUGGAAGGUGGCCCGGUUUUGGCCCUCGGAUUCUCUGACGUUCAGCUCUGCCCUUCUCACUCAUGCAACACUUGUACAGAGUGCAGUUUCCCAAGGCACUAAGAAGAAAAUAAUGUCUUGCUGUUUUCCUGUUUAUUGGAUAUUUCUUUCUUUUUUUUUUUUUUUUUAAAUUCAUCCUUUUUAAUGUGGGGAUAAAGUUCCAUGACACAACUAGAAGCAGCGCUUCACUCUGGAGCUUCUCCUUGGAGAUCCUGUGAAAAGUGUACAUAAUGGAGUAAUAAAUGGCCUUUUAUAGAUUUAUAUUUUGGUGUCCAGUUACGCUUGUGAUGGUUCUUUCUUGUUCUCUCCGUGAUUUUCUGUCCCUUCUGGGGAUAGAAAUUAGAUUAGGACUUGGUAAGAGGAUAUUCUAUUUCAGCUUUUUUUUUUUUUUCUUCCCAUGUUCAAUGUCCAGAAUGACCUUUUCGGAAAUUAAAUUGGAUUUUUGUUUUUUCCUCCGUGACAACAGCUUUUGUUUUUUGUUUUUUCUUUGCCAUGUGCAACAACACAGACAUUUGUCCCAUGGAUUUUAUCAGUAAAGAACUCUGAAAAUGCCCUUUUUAGACUGGAAGAGGGGAAAAGAUUGUUUUUAGUUACACAAGUUCCGCAGAAAUUAAGCUCUGAAAUAAAUAUCACUGAACACUGGGUGCUUUCUAUAGCAUCAAAAUGAAUGAUUAACAACUGGAACACUGAUGGUUUUACAAAAGUUGCAACUUGAGCUUAGUCUUUACUUAGUUAUUGUAUGAAAAGUCAUUGCUCCACCCAGCAAAGUCACCAGUCUGGGUUAAUUACUGCCUUUCGAAUUUCGACAGCCUGUGACUACAAGACUUGCCAGGUUGCACUCAGAGGUGAGAGGCAAAGUCAUGACCACAUCUGAUAUUUGGGGUAUACUGUUUGCUUUCUUCAGUUUUUCAUAAUAUCCAACCGCAGCCUUCUCAUUCAGAAAUGGGUUUUUGCAUUCAAAUUAAACUGUAGGAUUCACAUGUCAUCACCUAUAAGGACUGUACAGUUGACAGUUGUUGAUAAAUCAAUAAACUGUUUUUAUAUAAA
This is a messenger RNA of Melanotaenia boesemani (Boeseman's rainbowfish), 4180 nucleotides long. RefSeq names its product TLE family member 3, transcriptional corepressor a (gene tle3a). Gene Ontology annotation, biological process: regulation of DNA-templated transcription; negative regulation of canonical Wnt signaling pathway. Gene Ontology annotation, molecular function: transcription corepressor activity; protein binding. The record is from RefSeq and is a predicted model, not a curated record. The transcript has 22 exons. Lineage: Eukaryota; Metazoa; Chordata; Actinopteri; Atheriniformes; Melanotaeniidae. The coding region runs from base 619 to 2952 and encodes 777 amino acids. Gene Ontology annotation, cellular component: transcription regulator complex; nucleus.